Messenger RNA from Pseudoliparis swirei, 2637 nucleotides. It is a transcript of the gene samsn1b, whose product is annotated as SAM domain, SH3 domain and nuclear localisation signals 1b. Gene Ontology annotation, molecular function: protein binding. NCBI's taxonomy places the organism in Eukaryota, Metazoa, Chordata, Actinopteri, Perciformes, Liparidae. The record is from RefSeq and is a predicted model, not a curated record.
GAAAAAUACCUGAAAGCUCAAGAGGAUGGCGUACAUUUUUUUGUUUGCAAUUUCCAAGAAACAAAAACUGGUACACAAUCAGAGAAAGCACAAAGGACCAACAGGAACACUUCUACUUUGUUAUAUUUCUACCUACGUUUUUCAAAAUAUCUGAUCAUAUCAUAGCCAUGCCAGCUGUGUGCCACUCAGUCGGUGUAUUAACAUGUAUUUGUAUAUGACUGCCUGUGUGUUUUGUACCCUUAUUCUCAUCAGAGAGAUUAAUAAUUCUGAGUGUUAAGUCUGGACUUUCUUAACAGAAUUAAUGAUACAUCCGCAUUAAGUCACGCACUAAAUCAUUGCUCAUUGUCAUCACUGGCAACAAUAGUUAUUUAUAUUAAGCACAUUCCAGGUCCUUUCACAGCAGACCUUUUGGCACCAUUUACCCUGUAAUGACAGUCCACAAGACUGCUGGAAAAUGGCCUCAUGUAACUUCAUUGUGAUUGCUUGCUUCGACUAUUCAUUAAGAAAGAAGUCAUAAAUGAUAUCCAACAAUAUGUCAGCUGACUGGCAGUGACUGUGUUCCAUGUGAUCAGUGUGUACAUGUGGCUGGUUAAGUGGUGCUUUUAGAAAAACGCAGGUUUUCGCAUGCAGCAUGCAGCAUCCCAGCCAUCGCUUGCUUGACGAGAUCCUGCCUGACAAUAUUCAGAUCAAAUCAGAUCAUAUAUGUAAUAAGCUGCAUGCCUGUGUAGUUUAAGUGCAGCCCCUCCACGAUCCCCCACUCCAGAAAUCGCACACGGAUGCUGCUGAUGCAAACAUGGUCUGAAGGCGUAAGGGAAGAGGAAGUUAAGAGCUGAGCGCAGGUAGCUGGGGAUUAUUCCCGCCACACACCUCCUGCAGGUCUCAGCUAUAAAAAGCCAGGCAACCCUUGCAGGAUUAAGUGUUCUGCUUGCCAGAGGAGCUGCGUGUCGCAGCAUAAACCGGGACAUUGAGCCUCUCUGUCGCAUGAGGAAUCAAACACUCCAGCUUUGGGCCCUGACUCAGCUCCCUGGUUGGUUAGCUCCCUCUUUUGUUCGCCUGAAGUGGAAGAUGACGGAUGACUGGAAACACGCAGAAAAAUGAAACCGAGAGGGGGAAAGCUGGUCGGCGACCAUUUAGUAAUGAACAGGGGCGGUCCAGUAACUCUCUGGAAAGCCUCUUCAGCCUCAACAGUGGGCAAAGCUCCUCAAGUGGAGUCACCAGUGGGUCAGGCUGCUCCAGUAAAGACAGUCUGAGGCUGGAGGACGAGCUCCUGUGCACAAGACGGCUUGGUGGCAGAGCAAAGGUCCAUACCGAUUUCAUGCCAAGUCCAUAUGACAACGAAUCCCUCAAACUCCAGGUGGGAGAUGUGAUCGACAUAAUUGCCAAGCCCUCCAUGGGAAUAUGGACCGGCACGCUGAAUGGCAGAAUGGGAAAUUUCAAGUUCAUUUAUGUAGAUGUGCUAACAGAGGCGAGUCCUCAUACGCACAUGGAGACACAAAGCCACAUGAGAAAGAAAUCAACUGUCCACGAAGUGUUGAAGCACCUCAGUAUGGAGGAGCAUUUCCUGUCUCUACAGCUGAACGGUUACCAAACAGUGGCCGACUUGAAGAGGCUGAGGGAGCAUCACCUGACAGAGCUGAAUGUGACUGAUCCAGAGCAGAGGCUCCACCUGCUCUCCGCUGUCCUCUCCCUGCAGCAACUGCACUCUGACAGUCAGUUGGAGAACAAGGCCAAUCAGGGGGCCGAGACCCCUGGCGAGAACAUGAAGGCGGAUAAGAACAACUGCCCAAGAGACUCCGGCUGCCACAUGCCAUCUGUCAGCCCCGACAACAGCCCAGACCUGCACUUUAUCUCUCAGUACCCGCAGCCAGCUGAGACGGCAGCUUCGUGAGAAUUAUCUGCUUUCUGUAUCGUCAUUAUGCUUUAUUAUGUUUGAAGACAACUUGUGAAUAAAAAACUUUUUCAAAAACAUUGAACAGCGGAAUUUCUCAUCACAUACAAUAAAACAGCCAUGCUGAGCCUUAAAGACGGCUAAUUCUCAACUCCACUACUGUAUGCCUGUGUACAAAUGUAAAGAUAUAUAUUUUUUAAAUAAACAAGUUAUUAAUCAGUGUUCUUUUGAGUGUAAUUAUAAUUUACUGUGGUUGAAAACACUCUGAAUCGCCAAUACAGUGGAUUCUGAUGAAAUGUAUGAAUGCUGAAGUUAAGGUGACAUCAACAGUUCAUCCAGUAAAAAGUAGAUUAUUCAGUUUUCAGUAGUACAUAUGUCUAGGGCUGCAACGGCUAUUUUCUUUAUACAUUUUAUUAGUCUUUUCUUGAUUAGUCGUUUGGUUUGUAGCACGUGAGGAAAUAAUUAGCAUUUUUAGUGAUAUUCAUGCGAUGCAGAAAGAGUUGAAUGAGACACCAUAUUGAGCUAACAUAACGAAUCAUAGAAACAAAUGCUAUCUAACUGCUUUACUGUUUGUCAUUGAUAAAUAUGAGAAUGUCCCCACUUUACAGGAAGUUACACUACAUGAUAAACAUUAACUACAACUGAAGCAAACUACUUGCAACAGUCUCUGUUCCUUAGACUCGUCUUAAGACCAAGCGAGUCGACAGCCAGCAGCAGUGCUCUGAGCUAAAUGCUAACGUCACCAUGCU